UGGGGUCAUUGGAUGUGCAAGUGGAGAGGAGAGAGAGACCAGCUUGUCACGUCGAUGAGAUUGUCGCUGUCGCCUCUGUCAUCUGUCUGUCAAUUGUCCAUACCGAGGAGGAGGAGCAAGACGCAUGUCUUUAUUCAUUCAUCUUAAGCGAGAGAGGAGAAGAGCUGACGAGGCGUUAAUGUCAUCUUCAUUCCCACACUACCUACCUUUCUUGCCCGCAUAUUUGGCGUCGUCCCUGGUACUCGCUUGCUACCUCACCUUUGACUCUUCUCCCAUUGCAGCUGGACACCAGGCUGCCGCUUGCCCCAACGCUGCUCAGGGACCUUCAUGCUACAACUGCAACCAGCCGGGUUCGUAGCUCGAAUCGUCUUGACCUCCUCAUAGACAGGGUACUUACU
Molecule: messenger RNA, 398 nt
Organism: Microstroma glucosiphilum
Lineage: Eukaryota; Fungi; Basidiomycota; Exobasidiomycetes; Microstromatales; Microstromataceae
Exons: 1
Coding region: 125-358 (77 amino acids)
Source: RefSeq, a predicted model, not a curated record